Tuber melanosporum (Perigord truffle) is the source of this 2093-nucleotide messenger RNA. RefSeq lists its product as uncharacterized. The record is from RefSeq and is a predicted model, not a curated record. Lineage: Eukaryota; Fungi; Ascomycota; Pezizomycetes; Pezizales; Tuberaceae. Bases 221 to 1930 code for a protein of 569 amino acids. Gene Ontology annotation, biological process: protein modification by small protein removal. The transcript has 7 exons. Gene Ontology annotation, molecular function: peptidase activity.
GAGUAAACCUCCGCCCCCCACAGUUCCUAUUAAUUCGAGAAAACUGGAACCCCAAUUCUUUUCUUUGGCAUUCUCCAGUGAUCAACCUCCUCCCUCCCUUCCUCUCACUUAAACCGGCAGAGAAAAGCGCAUCAAUAGUUCCCAACCCUUCAGUGUCUUGACGAUAUUAAAUACUGUACCAGCUACUGCUUGUCCUUGAAACACUAAUACGGAUCUUGAAAUGUCUACCGAUUCUGGGGAACGCCUGGUGCAACUUUACGUCUAUGACUUAUCUCAGGGCAUGGCAAGAGAGAUGUCUCUUGGUCUCUUGGGUGUUCAAAUUGAUGCGGUUUACCACACUAGUAUUGUAGUUGGGGGAAAGGAGUAUCAUUAUGGGCAUGGAAUUCAUUGUUCCCAGCCCGGCAAGACCCGUCAUGGCAACCCAAUGGAAAUUGUGCCUUUGGGGGUAACCGCGCUGCCAGAUGACGUAAUAUUAGGUUACCUUGACUCUCUCAAGUCUAUAUACUCUUCUGAAGCCUACGAUCUGUUUGUGCACAAUUGCAAUAAUUUCACCAAUGAUGUGGCCCAAUUCCUAUGCGGUCGUGGGAUACCAACUCACAUUACCGCUCUCCCGCAGACUGUUUUGAAUACGCCUUUUGGUCAGAUGCUCAGACCUAUGUUGGAUAGAGCGAUAAGGCCUCUUACCACUGCGCCAAAUAUGCCAACGGAUGGAGUUCCUGGCGCCGCACUACAAGGUCCUUCUAAUGUCAUAGUGGCAAAAUCACUUCAUGACCUAGAAGCAGCCUUGAAGAGUGCUGAAUCAUCUUGCGCUGUUAUAUUUUUUACUUCUGCUACAUGUCCACCAUGUAGAACCAUAUAUCCUCGUUUCGAACAAAUUGGCUCGGAAGCUGGAGGCAAAGCCAAAUUCAUCAAGGUCGAUAUUGGCACAUCCUACAGUGUUGGUCAGAAGUUUCAGGUUUCUGCGACUCCAACUUUCAUGACUUUUCUCAAAGGAGAAAAGAUCGACCAAUGGUCGGGGGCACAUUAUGGUGAUUUGAGAAGCCGUGUUGAAACACUGCUUAGAAUGGCCUACCCUCCCCACCCCCACACAAACGUCAAUCUUCGUGUAACGCUUGGUACAUCGAUGAACCCAGUGAUAUUCACAAAAGUACCACCUCUGGACAAGGUUAUCGAGAAGCUCGGGCCAACUGGGAAAAACCCUGUCGUGGUAUCAAUAAGGGACUUCAUAACACUUCGAGAUUCACAAGGCGCAAUUGAGGCCCCUCUCCAACAACUCUCGGACUGGGCGACCUUCUUGCGAGAAUCCUUCACGGGGCUUCCCACAGCGACUCUGUUCCCGCUAGCAGAUCUGUUCCGAGUUGUCCUUUCGGAUCACAGAGUCUCAGGCUGGUUCGCUGAAGAAAAAGGCAACACUACAAUCAAAGCCAUGCUAUCCUAUGUUACAAACCACACAUCAGUCCCCUACCCCCUCCGUCUUGUCACGUUACAGGCUACGUGUAACCUCUUUACUUCACCCCUCUUUCCUGCCCACUUGACCUCUCCAUCUCUCUCUCAUCUGGUAACAUCAUUAAUAACUACAUCACUAUUGGAUAAAUCUCAUAUUAACGCACGAGUGGCGGCUGCAUCACUAGCGUUUAAUCUAGCGACACAUGUCCAGAAGCAGAGAGCUGUGUAUAACGAGGAGGUACUCCAGGAUGUGGAGUUCAUAGCGGCAAUUGUGGAAGCAUUGAAGGAGGAGAGGGAUAGCAAGGAGGUUGUGAAGGGACUUGCGUUAGCUGUUUCCCUAGUGUCAUAUUGCGCGCCUUUGGGGGGUGAGAUACUGGAGCUGUUGAAGGUUCUGGAGGCCGGAGGGGUUCUCAGUGAGAAGGCGAAGGCGGGCAUGGGGGAGAAGGCGCUUUGCCAGGAGGUGGCAAAGCUGUUGGAGGCCUAGUACCGUUAAGGGAGGUCUUUUUUGUCUUUUUCGGAAGCGUUGAGUUCUCACUUUUACUUGGUUAAAUAUACAUCUCAACUUUCCCAUGUUCUUCCAUGCACUUUGAAAUAGACGAGAUACCAAUUAGAACUAGUCAAUUUUAAAUUUUUAUUGGUUGAAGCUA